AUGAAUGAACGACUUUUUCGCCUACCAUUUGAAUCAAACGAUGAUGAGCUUGGCCCGUGGGAUGUUUUGCUCAGUAGUGAUGCAAUUGCAGAUAUGAAAAAAUUAGAGCCCCUUGCAAUCAAAGCAGUCAUGGAGAAACUCAUGCAAAUAUCAAGCGGAAAAUGGAAUAAGUAUGGACUGCAACAUACUGUACAAUCUUGCAUUGUACCUGUUUAUGAGGUGGAACUUCCAGAUUAUGGUGGCUUGAAGAUUCUCUGGCAAGUUGAUUAUGGAUUUUCUAUUCGUAGAAAUUCACUCAUGCAACAUGUGGCAAUUUGGACAGUCACCGUAAACCAAGAGCAAAUCAACGAAAUAUUAGAAAAUGUUUCAUUACUUCAUCAAGUCUACACUCCUGAGCAUAAAUGCUGGUGCACAUUGCAACAACAGAUUGGCAAAGGUAAUAUCAUUUUACCAAAAUCAUCCUUUGGAGAUGAAGAAACAACAAAAUCUACCCAGAGCAGAUUGAUGAAGAACCAAACAGAUGAUGAAAAUUUGUUGAAGGUCCAUGAAAUGCUUACCACAAAUAAAUUUGUUCCAUUAUCAAAGAAUUUAUUUAGGUCACUUGUCAGGGGUGGUACUAAAUUUACUUUUCAGGUAUCUAAGCUUGAGUAUGAAAUUAUUAACCAUCCUUCAUCAGCAAUUGUCAUUGGUCGUUCUGGAACUGGAAAAACCACAUGUAUUGAGUUUAGACUUCUUGGUUCAUAUUGGGCAAGUCAACUCAAUCAGAUGUCAUCUUCAAAUGACAAUAAUUCUAAUUCUCACAAAAGGCAAAUAUUCAUUACAUUGAGUAAACGCCUAUGCUGUAAAGUAAAAGAUGAUUUCAAUGAACGGUUAGAAGCAGCAGAAUCUGGUAAUGAAAAGAUGACUGAGGCUCAAUUUAAUGAGUAUGCAAAAAGAAAAGUUUGUAGCAAUAUUGAUAUGAAAAAUGUGACAAAACAGGGAAAGGGAAAUAUUGUGGAUUAUACUCCAAACUCAUUCAGUGAGCUUGAAGAUGGCCAUUUUCCAUUGAUAAUUACAUAUGAAACAUUCAUUAAAAUGCUUCUGAGAACUUAUGGCAUUAAUCUAUUGAAUCCAACCAAAAAACCAAAUUUUGAUACAGAUGACUAUGUCUCAGAUGCAUCAUGUAAACAUUUUGUAGACUACAGACUCUUUGCAAAAAAAUAUUGGUGUCAUUUCAAUGAUUAUUAUAGAAAGAACUUUGAUUGUGGGCUGGUUUUCUCUGAAUUUUCUAUCAUUAAGGGCUUUAAUCCAGAGGGUGAAUAUCUAUCAAGAGAAGAUUAUCAAGUCAUUAGCACUAAAAAAUUUCCUGCAUUUUGCUACAAUCGUGAUGAAAUUUAUGAUUUAUUUCUAGAAUAUGAAAAGAAGAAAGCCUGGAAUUAUGACUAUGACUCAAUAGAUCAGACAAUUGCUAUCUUAAAUCAUGCCAAGAAGGAACCACUUGAUUGUUUGCAAAUUCAUGAAGUAUAUAUUGAUGAGUGCCAGGACAACAGCAUUGUGGAUUUAGCACUUAUUUUAAAGCUCUUUGAACAUGCUGACAACAUUUUUUUUGCUGGAGAUAUAGCACAAUGUAUUUCAAAGGGAUCAUCUUUCCAAUUUCAAGAUCUGAAGGCUUUGAUAUAUAAAUGGGAACUUGAUCGAUCCAAUCGACCUAGUGUCAUAAUGCCAAAGCAGUUUGAAAUGAAUAUUAAUUAUCGUUCACACAAUGGGAUCCUUAGACUUGCUUCAUCAGUAAUUGAUCUCAUCACUCACUUUUUUCCUGAGUCCAUUGACAAGCUGCCACAUGAGUGUGGUGAAGUUGGUGGUCCUCGACCAAUUGUUUUUGAAGGAUUAGAGGAUGGGAAUGAGUCAAGUAAUAAUGGAUUUGGUGCUAGGCAGAUCAUUAUUGUACGUGAUGAAGAAGCUAAAGAGCAUUUGAAGAAAAAAAUUGGUGAAGAAUUUGGAUUGAUAUUGACUGUGUUUGAGUCCAAAGGCAUGGAGUUUGAUGAUGUAUUGUUGUAUAAUUUCUUUGCUGAUUCACCUGCAUGUUCAAAGUGGCGAGUAAUUUUCUCUGCUUUUGGCAACCAUUCAAAAGGAAUUCAAAAAUUUUAUCAUGAGAAACAUUAUAUACUUUCUUCAGAGCUUAAAAAUCUUUAUGUUGCAGUGACAAGAGCACGUCAGAAAAUUUGGAUAUAUGAUGAAAACACUGUAUCAAGGGAACCAAUUUGCAUGUAUUGGGAACACCAUGGAUUGAUCAAUAUAAUUAAGAAUGUAUAUGGAAAUGAAAACUAUGUGGACAAAGAAGAGAAAAACAUUACAUAUCAAAAGCAAUCUAAUCAGGUAAAAAUUUCUCUGUCUACUUUGGCCAAGAAAAAGAAAAGCAGUCCACAUGAAUGGGAUCAACAAGGAGAGAUUUUUUUUGAAAGACAGCAAUAUGACCAGGCUAUUUUUUGCUUCAAGAAAAGUAAAAAUAAAGAGAAUGAAGAGCUAGCAGUAGCAUAUCUUCUUCAGCAGGCCUUCAUAAAAUGUUCACUACCAAUUGAAACAGCUUCAUGCUAUCAGGAGAUCGGUAUGCAUGAAAAAGCUGGUGAUAUUUGUGUAGAGUGGAAUAAGUUCGAGCAUGCUGCUAAUUGUUAUUCUAAAGCUAAAAAAUGGGAUAAAGCUGGGAAUAAUUUUCAAAAGGUGGGGAUGUAUAAUAAAGCUUUUGUUGCCUACAAAAAUGGUGAAUUUUUUGAAAAAGUAGAAGAUUUAAUUCAUAGUUACAGACAAGAGAUUGAUGAGAAUCUUAUUAGCACUCAUUAUCGAUCUGUUGCCAGUGGACUAUGCUUAUGUGGCAAGUUUGAAGAGGCCACCAAUAUUAUUAUCAUGAAUUUGAAAGAGAUCAACUCAGAAGACAUCAAUGUGUUAAAGUGCUUUGUACACCUAUGCAGAGUCAAUGUAAUAACAAAUAUAAUGACGGAUUUAAAUGUCAAACAGGAAGUGGGUAAACUUCUUUCCAAGGCAAAUGAUUUUCUAAAGAAAUUCAAAUCUGAAUCUGAGCAAUGGAAGAGCUUGGCAAAAGAGAUUCAAUUAUAUGUAGCUUAUUUAAAUCAAGACCUCAAUAAUGUUUAUGAGUGUAUGCAAUUCUUUAAUGGUCGCAAAGAACUUGUUGCUGAAUUUUGUGCAGUAAACAUAUGUCUGCAAAUCAUUCCUCAAUCAGCAGAAUACUGGCAUGAACAAUUGCAACGUCUGUUAAGGUUAUGUGAAUUAACUUUUGAUUUUAUAGCAUCAGAUCAAAACACCAACAAUAUUGAGAAAAUUUUUUUUGUAAAUAAAGUUGGAAAUUAUUCACAUAAAUGGAAUAUAUUUUUAGGUAAUCCACUUCUUCAUGUAUGGGAUAAAAUUCAACAUAAAAUCAUGAGCUAUUGGCAUGUUUAUGAUAUGAAUAGUUUGCACAUGAAAAUGAAGCAGUUCCUUGCCUCAUAUAUCUUUGAACUCAUCUGGGAUGUUGAUCAGAAAAGUAGAUGCAUUCCAGAUGUGAGUUCUCAUAUCUGUCAAUUUCUUCCAUCCUGUCAAAAAUCAGGUUGCAAAAAUCAUCAUGUAGUCCCAACACCAUUAAUUCUGAACCAACGCUUGAAACUUGCAAGUCUUACUUAUACUAUUAUUAGACAGUUGAAUGUGAUGUACAAUCAACAUGAGCUUCUUAGAGAGGAGCAAAGUAAACAAGUUCCUGGAAUACAAAGGAGGUGGGCUGAAAAUCUGGUUAAAUUUCAUAUUCGUUAUCAAUCACCACAGGUAAGCUGCCCAGAAAUAACUCAAAUGAUGCUUUCAGAACUUCCUAAACACACACGUUCUGGUUUUAUCAGCUAUGUUCAAAAUAUAUGGAUAACUAAAGAGCUCAAGGUUGACAACUUUGCAGCCAUGCUAAAAUGCAUAUUCAUUUUGCAACAGUUGAAAUACAAACAGGGCAUUAAUAUGUUUGAUUUGGAAAUGUCAAAAACAAAAAAGCUUUCAUACCAUGAUUAUUUACCCAUUGGUUUUGAGAAGUGUGGCAAUGAUCAAGCAAUUCCAGUUGGAAAACAACUUUCAUUAUUCUUUGAAAAUCUCUAUAAAAAUAAAGUCAUUCAUGCAAUCUCAAAUGCAAAAUUGUUUAUUAAGUAUGCUUUAGACAAUGCCAAACUAGUCCAAUUGGAUGGCCCUGAUGCUUUAGGUGAUCUUGUAUCUCUUAUGGAGUUUAAACAUUCACCAUGA
Messenger RNA from Entrophospora sp. SA101, 4245 nucleotides. The record is from the annotation of a GenBank genome assembly. NCBI's taxonomy places the organism in Eukaryota, Fungi, Glomeromycota, Glomeromycetes, Entrophosporales, Entrophosporaceae.